GCACUCGAACAAGUCGACAAUUUUUAUUGCAUACUGUAAACAACGAACAACGUCGUCCUUUGUUCACAAAGAUAAUUUUCCCAAGUAGUAUAUCUACUCAUAUAUGUUUCCUCUUUGUUCUUAAUCAUCACUCAUCCGGGCAUCACUUGGAGCCUGUCGAGCGGUCAAAUUCAUUGUUUUCGUGAAUUUCAGGCACACAAAGUUCACCCACUGUCUUAUCUAUAAAAUGCGUCUCACUAAUCGCAGUAAAUAGGUUCAAAUGACUGUUUUCAAUUGUACAAUUGAAGAAGUUUCAACAUAACGUGAUAGUGGUGGAUAGUGAAUUGUUCAAUUUGACAGUGUGAUGUCUGCGAGCCAGUACAUAUGCCGGUUACCCGAUGAAGUACAAAACUACGCCAAAGACGUUUUGGGAGAAACAGAAAGUAGCAGGAGGUACGGUUUGGAGGAACUGAAGAAAUGGGCUGAUGAUAAUCCUCAUUUACACGUUCGAUUAGAAGAAAAGUUCCUCUUACCCUUCCUCAGAGUGUCCAAGUUCGAUUUGGAGAAGGCCAAAAGGAAACUCACCAAUUUCUACACGAUGCGGAGGGACAGGAAGGAAUGGUUCACCAACAGAAAUCCAAGAUUAUCUCAGAUCCAGGAGUUGACAAAGAUGGGCAGUUUUUUGGUUUUAAAGAAAACCUUCGAGAAUCAGAUUAUCGUGAUCGUGAAACCAACCAUUCAUGACCCUAAAAUCUAUCAUUUGGACGACGUCAUAAAAAGCGGACUGAUGGUACUAGAUGUUGCGGUGAUGGAAGAAGAACUGGCUCAAAUCUACGGCGUCAUAGCCAUCAUCGACAUGGUCAACGUUGGUUUCGGCCAUCUGAAGUAUCUUACACCUACUCGUAUAAAGAAUUUGGUGAACGCUUGGCAGAACUUCCACUGCAGACCUCAAAGGAUAGAAUUCGUUAACGCCCCCACUUUUAUCAACGUAGUGCUGGACAUCUUCAAGAAGUUCAUGACUAUGAAACUGAAACAGAGGACGCACAUCUGUUACGAUGGCUUCUCGUCCUUGGCCAAGUUCGUUGAUAAGGAAAUUUUACCGGAAGAAUACGGAGGCGUUGAGGGGUCUUUGACGGAGUUGGGGGAGUACUGGAGCGAAAAAUUGGUUUCUUACUCGGAAUGGUUCGCAGAAGACGAGAAGUUCAAGGCGGAAGUGGAAACGAACAAAAGCAACUGGUUCACACUCAACCGUUCGAAACCUUGAAGAUUUCGCCCGCAUUCUUUAUUUGUGUGAUAAACGCUUUCAAUUUGGUUCGUCUAUCUAUGGUCUAUAUUUGACAACCCGGAUCAAAAUCAAUCAGAAUUCUAUUAUUUAUUAUGUGAUUUCAAUAUUUGAAGCGAAGGUUUAUGUUUUCUUUAUCGACUGACUAAUACUUUAUCAUCCAUUUCGUGCGAUUCUUAUCGAAAAUCAGCAAUUUCGAGUUCAUGGUUAGUUUAUGCAGAGAUGAAAAUGUGAAGAAUUUAUUGAAAUUAGCUGAUGAAGUUGCUUACUUGACAUAUAACCUCUGAAAGAUAAACAAGAAAUGGUAGGCACAGAACACUAAGAUGGUAGGAGCCAUAGACACAGAGAACUUUAUGUCUAUGUUAAACUCUAUGUCUAUGGUAGAAGCUAGUGUUCUGUGCAAGGCACUACCAACAAAGAGAAGUUGAUUUUCGUUUUUGCUACUAAUAAGAAGCUAUAGAAUAUUCUUAAUCUUCUUGGAGACUAAUUCAACACUCCAAUGGAAAAUUAGUAAUCAAUAUCAGAGCUUGCCAUUUAAGUCGAUUUGUAUAAAAGCAAAUACCAACAAAUUGAAAUUGAACUAUGUACAUACCCAUAUUUUCAAUAAACAGACGAGUUAAUUUACAA
This is a messenger RNA of Coccinella septempunctata (seven-spotted ladybird), 1888 nucleotides long. Its product is annotated as retinol-binding protein pinta-like. The record is from RefSeq and is a predicted model, not a curated record. NCBI's taxonomy places the organism in Eukaryota, Metazoa, Arthropoda, Insecta, Coleoptera, Coccinellidae. Bases 344 to 1243 code for a protein of 299 amino acids. The transcript has a single exon. Gene Ontology annotation, cellular component: membrane. Gene Ontology annotation, molecular function: phosphatidylinositol bisphosphate binding.